This is a messenger RNA of Amborella trichopoda, 609 nucleotides long. NCBI's taxonomy places the organism in Eukaryota, Viridiplantae, Streptophyta, Magnoliopsida, Amborellales, Amborellaceae. The record is from RefSeq and is a predicted model, not a curated record.
AUGGAUAAAUCCAAGCAACCUUUUCGUAAAUCCAAACGAUCUUUUCGUAAGCGUUUGCCCCCAAUUGGAUCGGGGGAUCGAAUUGAUUAUAGAACCAUGAGUUUCAAUCUCUUCCUGCUUUCAGUAACUGAACUUGACAGAGGGCAUAGGCACUACUGGAAGCCUUCCAUACCUUAUAGUAUAGGGAAAGAAAAGAUUGACUACUACAGACCUAAUAAAGCUUCAAACAUUUGGGAGAUCGGAGCUUUUUUGACCAAUUGUUCAAGUCCGAAAAAGAUCUGUUCAAGAAAGAAGAAGAUAAAUUUCGGGUCAAACCAACAACCAGAUUGUGUAGUAAUAAUGAAUGCAGAUAAAGAGUCCUCAGUCAUACUCGAAGCUGAUCGAUUACAAAUACCUAUUGCAUCUUCAGUGGAUUCGAAUAUCCCAUUGGAAUCCUAUAAAAGAAUCACUUAUCCCAUUCUAGCGAAUGAUCCUAUACAGUUCGUAUAUCAAUUUCGUAAUUUGAUCAUGAAAAUAAUUCUUCAUGAACAAGGAAGAAUCAUUACAAUGAAGGAGACUGCGGGACAAGAAAGAACUCAUCGAUCAACCGUUUCCAAGAAGAAAUUUUAG